Molecule: messenger RNA, 1310 nt
Organism: Capra hircus (goat)
Lineage: Eukaryota; Metazoa; Chordata; Mammalia; Artiodactyla; Bovidae
Gene: TSLIG3C
Product: family with sequence similarity 98 member C
Exons: 8
Coding region: 53-1117 (354 amino acids)
Cellular component (GO): tRNA-splicing ligase complex
Source: RefSeq, a predicted model, not a curated record
GCCUCCCACCGACCGGCAGGGGGCGCGCGCCUGAAGAAGAGGAGACAUUCGCAUGGAGGGGGCGGAGGCCGGGGAGCAGGAGUGGGCCGCAGUGGCCCAGGACCUGCUGGCCCUGGGGUAUGAGGGUUGCCCGGGGGCAGCGUCGCCGGGCACCUCGUGCCCAGACUUCAGGGCGCUGUGCGCGCGGCUGGCGGCGGAGCUGGCGACUCUGGGUGCCCUGGAGCGGGAGCGAGAGGAGGGCACGGAGGCGUUGAGCGCCGGCGAUGUAGGUCCCGGCGCUGAGGAGGAAUUCCUGCGGCAGUUGGCCGGCCUGUUGUGGGACUUGCAAUGUCCGGACCGCGAGCUCUGCGGUGGGGACUGCGCGGCCUCACUGCGGGAGCCCGACGCGCGCCUGCGCCUGCUGCGCUUUCUCUGCUCCGAGGUCCAGGCCGCCCGCCUCCUCCGCCUGCGCUCCAGACUGGAUCCCAACCCCGAGCCAUCCUGUGGGGAGGGGGCAGAGGCGGGAUCUGGCAUGGUCCAGGAACUGAUCCUUACUCUCCAAGCCCUGGGGCUGCCCAGACCCACGCGGGGGACCCCAGCCUGUCAGCUGCUUCGGGACUUGCAUGCCAAGAUCUCCGAGCUGCUGCCUUCCCUGCCCCCAGAGUCCCUGCAGCCCCUCCUCAACCACCCACUGGACGCACCCAGAUGGGAAGCGUUGGCAUCUCUGUCCCAAAGCCUGCGGGAUCAGUAUGGCUGCCGCCGCUGCCUCCUCCUCAAGCGCCUUGACCUCACCACAUCUGCUUUCCACUGGAGUGAUCGGGCUGAGGCCCAAGGAGAGGCCAUGAAGGCAGUGCUCAUCCCAAUUCGAGAGGCUCUGACCUCAGAAUCAGAUAUCUCCAUUGCACAUGUGCUGGCUGCCCGAGCUGAUCUGUCUCGCCUUGUCCCAGCCACUAGCAAGACUGCCCGCCGAGGGACUUGCUGUGCUAUCAACAAGGUGCUUAUGGGCAGCGUUCCAGACCGGGGGGGCCGCCCAAAUGAGCUGGAGGCCCCCAUGCCCAGCUGGCAGAGCAGAAGAGAGGAUGGAGGCGGGCGGAAGGCAGGCCGCCAGUGCUGGGGCCGGAAGAAGAAGAAGAAGUAAAGGGGGACUGAUGAUUGCGGGGAGGGUUCCUUCAUGCGAUGCUCAUCUCUGAGGAGUCACUCUGAGGGUUUCUCUUGGCACCUGGCAUCCCAGCCCCAUAUCCCCUGUUCCUGAGGCCCCAAAGUCCUCCCUGCAUCUGCCAUUCAACACCAAGGACCAUGUUCUCUGGAAAAUAAAUGUAAUUUAUAUGACA